AUGCGAUUCUCUACAAGCGCUAUCCUGGUGACCGCACUGGGGUGGAUCACCGCCGCGACCGCACACACCAUCCAACUCAAGGCUCACUCACGAGAGUGCUUCCACGAGGCCCUGCACCGUGACGAUGUGAUGACCGUCACUUUCCAAGUCGGCGAUCGUGAGUUUGGAGGCAGUGGAAACCUCGAAGUUGAUUUCUGGGUUGAGGAUCCUCAGAGAAACCGCCAGUACUUCAAGUCCGCCGUCCCCUCUGAUGAUUAUUCGUUCACUGCGCUUUCCGACGGAAAAUACACCUACUGCUUCAGCAACGAAGGCUGGACCUCGAACUCCAAGGAAGUCUCUUUCAACGUGCACGGAAUUGUCUACGUCCCCGAGUCUGAAAUGUCGAAAGAUCCCCUCGAGACGGAAGGUAGGCGCUGGAAAUGCCGAUACAAGAAGCAAAUGGAUAUUAAUCGGUGUCUAGUUCGCAAACUUUCCGAGGUCCUCUCACAAGUUAAGGAUGAGCAGUCAUACAUUGUUGUGCGCGAGCGUGUGCACCGGAACACCGCAGAGAGCACCAACGGGCGUGUGAAGUGGUGGAGUAUGUUCCAGCUCAUGGUGGUCAUUGCCGAGGGUGUGUUCCAGGUGUGGUGGUUGAAGAGAUUCUUCGAGGUCAAGCGCGUGGUUUAA
Molecule: messenger RNA, 666 nt
Organism: Penicillium olsonii
Lineage: Eukaryota; Fungi; Ascomycota; Eurotiomycetes; Eurotiales; Aspergillaceae
Source: the annotation of a GenBank genome assembly